AUGACCAGGAUCAGAUACACAGGGGAGGACUCAUUAUCACAGACCGGACAGCUGAGGUUUACCAUCUACAAUGCUACUGUACAGUACGCUGAGAAGCCGACCACACCUAACAUCACAGGACGUGCCUCAGUUGUCUCAGGUGAGAAUGUCACCCUGACAUUCUCCUCCUCCUCCCAGAGUCUGGCCCCGGACCACCCCCCACUGAACAUGACCUACACCUGGAGGAGGAACAGGACCCUGCUAGGAUCUGGUGACGGGUCUCACACAGGUGGAGAUGACCUGACAAUAACCCACAUCAGCAGAGAGAACCAGGGAGACAUCUACACCUGCCAGGCUUUGGAGGAGGGGCUGGAGUCUGACUGGAGUCACGGACAUGUAAUGGAGGUUCAGUAUGGACCUGACCAGAUACAGUUUAACGGUGCAAGUGACAGGCUAAAGGCAGAAGAAGGUGAGCCUCUCACAGUGAGGUGUUCUGCUGACUGUCACCCCGCCUGCACUGUGACCUGGUGGGACACAUCCAGACAGAGGGAGAUCACAGGACAUAGGGAGGCUGUGUUGUAUAUACCAGCUGUAGACAGAUCUGUGUCAACAACAGAUAUGGGAAUACAUCACGGAACCUGACGCUGGACGUUUUCUGUAAGACUCAAACAACAGUAGCGAUAGACUUAUAUAUAAGGCUACCGAUAAGCAUAAC
Haliotis rufescens (red abalone) is the source of this 694-nucleotide messenger RNA. RefSeq lists its product as uncharacterized. The transcript is spliced from 3 exons. The record is from RefSeq and is a predicted model, not a curated record. Lineage: Eukaryota; Metazoa; Mollusca; Gastropoda; Lepetellida; Haliotidae. The coding region runs from base 1 to 621 and encodes 206 amino acids.